Messenger RNA from Mastomys coucha (southern multimammate mouse), 4455 nucleotides. RefSeq names its product collagen beta(1-O)galactosyltransferase 2 (gene Colgalt2). The record is from RefSeq and is a predicted model, not a curated record. The transcript is spliced from 12 exons. The coding region runs from base 653 to 2530 and encodes 625 amino acids. NCBI's taxonomy places the organism in Eukaryota, Metazoa, Chordata, Mammalia, Rodentia, Muridae. Gene Ontology annotation, molecular function: procollagen galactosyltransferase activity.
UGAAAGAAAGAAAGAAAAGAAAGAAAGAGAGAGAGAAGGAAAGGAAGGAAGGAAGAAGCAAAGAAAGAAAGAAUAGUGAUCCAUUAGGACCUAUUACUUUCAGGGUUCUGAUUUGAAGUCUAAAAUUCUACAAGUCUUCAAAUUUUCAGAAGUUGUGUGUCUAUGGAAGCACAAGCAUUCUGCCUCUGUAGAAGUUAUAACAUUGUUUCUCACAGUCCUGGGUGGUUGAGGAAACAUCCAGUUUUAGAACUCUAAUAUGUCAAUAUGUGCAUUAUAAAACCCUGGAUCUAUCGCGUCACUGUGAAGGACUUCAGACUGCGGUUUGCAAAAGCAGAAUAAAUUUUCUUGGGAUUGUACCGUUAUGUACACACACACAUUGGCAGACAGAGCCACACCUCACAGCUCUGGAGGAAGCCGCAGACCUCAGCUGUACAAGCGCAGCCUGGACUAGGGGAACUUCGGAUAGAUCAGCCUCAAAGGCGUCGACCUGUCCGCAGGGCGGAGCGCGGGGCGAGCGCGAGUAGCAGGGAGUCUGGUGCUCAGGGGACUCAGGCCAGGGCUGGGCGGCGGCGGGUCCCGCGAGCUGCAUAAGUCGGUGCCGGUGCGUGCUCCCGCUGUCCCGGGGCAGCCGCAUCCCCUGCGGCUACGGAACAUGGCUGCGCGACGCGCCACGGUCGCCUGCACACUGUUGCUGCUGUCCUCCGCCCUGCUCCGCCGCGGCUGCCGGGCGCGCUUCGCCGCAGAACCCGACUCGGAUGAAGACGGAGAGGAAAUGGUGAUGUUCCCCGAGUCGCCCCUGCAGAAACCCACGGUGUUCGUGGCGGUCCUCGCCCGCAACGCUGCGCACACGCUGCCUCACUUCCUCGGCUGCCUGGAGCGGCUGGACUACCCCAAGAGCAGAAUGGCCAUCUGGGCAGCCACUGAUCACAAUGUGGACAAUACAACGGAAAUACUCAGGGAGUGGCUGAAAAGUGUACAGCGUCUGUAUCACUAUGUGGAGUGGAGGCCUAUGGAUGAGCCAGAGUCUUACCCUGAUGAAAUUGGACCAAAGCACUGGCCAAGCUCCCGGUUUGCUCACAUCAUGAAGCUGCGACAGGCAGCCCUUCGAACUGCGAGGGAAAAAUGGUCAGACUACAUCCUGUUCAUAGAUGUCGACAACUUCCUGACUAAUUCACAGACCUUGAACCUAAUGAUUGUAGAAAACAAAACCAUCGUGGCACCCAUGCUGGAAUCCCGGGGUCUGUACUCUAACUUCUGGUGCGGAAUCACACCUCAGGGCUUCUAUAAACGGACCCCAGACUACCUUCAGAUUAGAGAAUGGAAGAGGACGGGCUGCUUCCCCGUCCCCAUGGUCCAUUCCACCUUCCUGAUUGACCUCAGGAAAGAGGCCUCUGACAAACUGGCUUUCUACCCCCCACACCAGGACUACACCUGGACCUUCGAUGACAUCAUUGUUUUUGCCUUCUCCAGCAGGCAAGCAGGCAUCCAGAUGUAUCUAUGCAACAAAGAACACUAUGGCUACCUACCCAUCCCUCUGAAGCCCCACCAGACACUGCAGGAGGACAUCGAGAACCUCAUCCAUGUGCAGAUAGAAGCAAUGAUUGACCGUCCUCCAAUGGAGCCUUCCCAGUUUGUGUCAGUUGUCCCUAAGUAUCCAGACAAGAUGGGAUUUGAUGAGAUUUUCAUGAUCAACCUCAAACGCAGGAAGGACAGGCGGGACAGGAUGCUGCGCACGCUCUACGAACAGGAAAUCGAGGUCAAGAUUGUGGAGGCCGUGGAUGGGAAGGCACUCAACACAAGCCAGCUGAAGGCAUGGAACAUUGAAAUGCUACCAGGCUACCGGGACCCCUACUCCUCCAGGCCUUUAACCAGGGGUGAAAUUGGUUGCUUCCUUAGUCACUUCUCUGUCUGGAAAGAGGUUAUUGACCGAGAGCUGGAGAAGACACUCGUCAUUGAGGACGAUGUGCGUUUUGAGCAUCAGUUUAAGAGGAAGUUGAUGAAGCUGAUGGAGGACAUUGACAAGGCUCAGCUGGACUGGGAACUAAUCUACAUCGGUCGAAAAAGAAUGCAAGUCAAAGAGCCAGAGAAGGCAGUACCCAAUGUGGUAAAUCUCGUUGAAGCUGAUUAUUCCUACUGGACGCUGGGCUACGCCAUCUCCCUGGAAGGAGCACAGAAGCUUGUUGGAGCUGAUCCCUUUGGGAAGAUGCUGCCGGUGGAUGAGUUUCUGCCAAUAAUGUACAACAAGCAUCCUGUGGCAGAGUACAAGGAGUAUUAUGAGUCCAGGGACUUGAAAGCCUUCUCUGCAGAACCUCUGCUCAUCUAUCCCACGCACUACACAGGUCAGCCAGGCUAUCUGAGUGACACGGAAACGUCAACUAUCUGGGACAAUGAGACAGUGGCCACUGACUGGGACAGGACACACUCCUGGAAGUCCCGGAAGCAAGGACACAUCCACAGCAACACCAAGAACACAGAAGCAUUACCACCGCCAACUUCUCUGGACACUGUGCCUUCAAGGGAUGAACUCUGAAAGCUUCCUGGGAGUGUGGUCCACAUGGUUCAUCACUGUCUGGUUUUUCUAAAGGGCUACUCAUCUGUUUGCUCCAGUUUGGGUUUUUUUUUUUAAUUUUAAUAGAGAUGGUAGUCAUCUAAUCAAGUGGUUUGAUGUGAUUCAUCAAAAUUAUAUAAUUUGAAUAAUGAAGAACAAAUAAAUUAAAAACCAAAUUCCCUAGGGAGCCAUUACCAGAAUGGCUAAGUUAAACUUCAGUCCAAAUGCCCAGUUCUGCUCACUAGCCAUAGAAUGCUGUUAGCCACACUGAUGUGGCAACGUGGCUUAUAUUCUUGUUCAAGAAAUGGCACCCCAACUGUUACAUCAGUAAGUGGACAGCAACAUAGACAAGCCAGUGGACCUUGUUUACUAAUCUGAGUGGUCCAUUUUAUGUGGCUGAUGUGCUCCUGAAACCAUCAAGCCCUCUAGACUACAUUUAUUUGUCUAUUUGAUGUGACCUUGAAAACUGCACUAUGUAAUAAGUGUCUGGGGGUGGGAAAAUCAAACCAUUAAUUGGGCUUUUAUUCAAAGGAGCUCUGUCAUGAGCUUGUUGCAAAGUGGAUGCUUUAUUCUUGGCUUUAUUGAGCCAAUAGAGUAGGAGCUGGAGAGAUGGCUCAGUGGUUAUUACACAAUGGAGUCAGUAACUGGCUUGGGCUGAGACAUGGCUCUUGACCAUCAUGACAGCUAGAUCUUUCAUUAAAAUAUCUAGGUGCCAUGUGGCUAUAAUAUUUAGAUAUUUAUGGAGGGAAGAUCUCAACCUUUGGCAUUUGUGUUGUGGCUUAAGUCCAAUAUGUCUAUUUAUAAAGAAAACUGUAAUAUAUACAGGUUGUGAGGGAUGGGGUGACCCAAUACCUCACACCUAUGUGUCGCUCCUUCACCUGGGGAUGAACUACAGGUAUGAGUUUAAAAAGUCACUGUUGAUGAGUUUAAUAAGUCACUGUCAAGAGGCAGAACACAUUUCAGCCUCAUAAUUGUCCUCGCCUUGGAUUUUUACUAUAUUCUGAAUUAUUUAUUUUACAAAUGUGGAAAAAACAUCGUCUGUAGGAUGAAGCAGAGAAAAGAGAUGUCUCAGACUCUCACUGCAUACUGGAGGUAUCAGUGUAGACACAUGGGGGUGUCAGUGUAGACAUAUGGGUCCAACCAUCUGAGUUGCCUGAAUUUCCCAGCUGGGCUUUUGCAGGGAAGACCACUGGUGACAAGCUAACCAGUUAGGAGUAACUUAUUUUCUAGUGAAAGUAAAAGACAUUGGUCCAGAUAAUAGAUUUAAGAUCUGCAGCCUCAGAGCCAAAAGUCCUAAACAGACACCUUUCUCAAAAAAAAAAAAAAAAAAAUCUCUAAAACUCCUUCCUUACUCUUUACAGGCUAAUUUUAUGCCAGGUACAAUGCUGGACUGUGUCACGGUGUCAGGAUUCACAGCCAGCUGUCUAGCCUGUCUCGUGGUGCCUCAUCCCAGCCGCCCUUCCUUCCUGGUUAUGGUUCAGUCUCCUCAACUGAAGCCGAGAAACCAGGCUUAUCCAGCUCUGCUUGCCCCUUCUCAUCUAGAGAAACAGAGAAGAGCACUGGGGAGUUCAUGGGGAACCCUAAGUGAUUCACUCCUAAGGUCUCCUUGGGUGUUUGGUAUUUUCUUUGUAAUUUGAAUGUGUGCAAGUAUGCCUGGCUUUAACUGUGUAUUUUAUAGGGGUGGGAGGUGGCUGGGUUGCUGGGAGUGGAGGGAGACUGAAUUAUGUUUUGUGUUGUUGUUGUUGUUGUUGCUGUCUUAAUGGGGAACUUCCCCCCAUCUGCCUUGUCAGCUGGUCUGACGGAUUUAAGAAUUUUCAUUCUUAAAAGACAUUGGGUUUCAAUUUUUCAGUUUUAGAUUAGGACCCUUCUAACUGUGAAUAAAGUUCUGGUUCUGCUAGUUUAGUCCA